This is a messenger RNA of Portunus trituberculatus (swimming crab), 2558 nucleotides long. RefSeq names its product transcriptional repressor scratch 2-like. The coding region runs from base 2 to 1252 and encodes 416 amino acids. The transcript is spliced from 2 exons. Gene Ontology annotation, molecular function: DNA-binding transcription factor activity, RNA polymerase II-specific; RNA polymerase II cis-regulatory region sequence-specific DNA binding. NCBI's taxonomy places the organism in Eukaryota, Metazoa, Arthropoda, Malacostraca, Decapoda, Portunidae. Gene Ontology annotation, biological process: regulation of DNA-templated transcription. The record is from RefSeq and is a predicted model, not a curated record.
CAUGUCCGCCCCCCAGGCAGCGCCCCACCAGGGCCCCGAGGCCCCCACGCCCCGCUGCUACCUGCUGAAGAAGGCGCCGCCCCCUCGCGAGGCAGGGGUCAAAGGGGGUGGCGCCCCAACCUCUCCCACGGCUGCCGCCCCCGCACCCCCUACUCCCCCCGACAUGGCGGACCAGGAGGCCCAGACCCGUGUGUACCACGAGCUGCGCGCGGCGGACCCGUGCUUCACGUGCACGCUGCAGUACUACCCUGACCACGCCUACCCACACCUGCAGGCCGCGCCCACGCCGCCGCACGCCCCCACGGACUUCCAUCAGCCUGCCCACUCCUUCCUGUCCAGCCCCCGCCUGCUACCUCCACCGCCGGCCCUGUGCCUGCGCUCGGGCCAGCAGCAUCAGCAGGUGGGGUCACCGCCUCCCGCUCAGCAGACGGCGUGCGCCCCCGCCCACACCUUCACGCCGCUUCACCUGCGUCCCGUGGAGGAGACGGAGGCUGCUCACGACCUGCUGGAGCUGGCCCGCUCGGCGCCUGCCCACACCUACCAGCCUCCCACGCCCGCGUCCUCCUGCGACUCCCUUGAGGCGCCGUGCACCAGCCACGCUGAGGCGGCUGCGGCGGGCGAGGUGGGUGAGGUGACGGGCGUGGAGGACAGCGAGGGCAGCCUCACCGCCACGCCCACGCCCUCACCGGCCGGCAGCAGCGACGCUGAAAACGUAGCGCCCGUGCCACUGGGGCUUGACGACGGGCGGUCGCGCGUGCGGGGCGUGCGCAGCGAGGGCGGGCGCGUGGGGCGCCACAAGCCGCGGUACACGUGCUCUGAGUGCGGCAAGCACUACGCCACCUCGUCCAACCUCUCGCGCCACAAGCAGACGCACCGCGACCUGGACUCGGGCAGCGCGCGACAGUGUCACGUGUGCGGCAAGGCGUACGUGAGCAUGCCGGCGCUGGCCAUGCACGUGCUGACGCACAGCCUGACGCACCGCUGUGGCGUGUGCGGCAAGGCCUUCUCGCGCCCCUGGCUGCUGCAGGGACACAUGCGCUCCCACACGGGCGAGAAGCCCUUCGGCUGCGCCCACUGCGGCAAGUCCUUCGCAGACCGAUCCAACCUGCGCGCGCACAUGCAGACACACUCCCAGCUCAAGAACUUCAGGUGCAAACGCUGCAACAAGUCCUUCGCCCUCAAGUCGUACCUCAACAAGCACUACGAGUCGGCGUGCUUUCGGGACGGGGCGUGCGGGGAGGCGUGCCCGUGACCUGGGGCGUCACGCGGGGCGGGGCGGAGCGGCAGGGCGGCGCGGCACCCCAGGUGAAGGGCCGCACCGCCGCGCCGCCGCGCUGGCACAGCCGCACGCCGCGGCCUUGGCGCCCCACACCCUGAAGGAAAAACAAAGUGCUUUAAUUUGCUCUGUAAAUCUCUAUUUUACUCCAAACAUUGUGAUCUGUGAUUCCCAGGGCGCUGCGCCGCGCCCCCUGCCAGGCGCCGCCACCACCACUACUACCACCACCACCACACCCUCUAAGUCUAAAGUCUCAACGCCACGGGCCCCAGACAGAAACACAGCCCCGCCCCGCCUCGCGUUCCGCCCCGAGCCCACGCAGGCCGGUGGGGCGUGGAAGGGGCGGGCGCCCCCGGGCCACACGCCACGCCACGCCACGCCGCGCCACGCCGCGCCGCGCCACGCCGCGCCCCGCCACGCCGGGCAGGCGACGCACCACCGAGCGACUGUACAUGAUUAUUUUUUAAACUAGAAUUACUUUGUAAGCAACCGACGCAUUUUUCAUAUUGUUACAUUUGCACGUUUUUAAGCUAGACCAGGCGCCGCCAGGGGCGCCCUGCCGCUUAGAGCUUUGCUAGGACUGGCGGCACUGGCGGCGGCGGCGGCACCACCACCACCAGCCGCCACCACCACCGCCUGUCCCAAUGGUGCCGCCACCCCAACACCACCACCACCACCACCACUACCACUCCACUGUGACACACACACACACACACACACACACACACACACACACACACACACACCCCAGGCCGUGGGGGUGAGGGGUGGGGUGGGGUUGGGGCGGCGCGGCUCGCGUUCUCUCCAUACAUACCUAUAGUGGUCUCCUGCUACACACACACACACACACACACACACACACACAGACAGACAGACAGACAGACAGACAGACACACACACACACACACACACACACAGACACACACACAGACAGACACACACACAGACACACACACAGACACACACACACACACACACACACACACCUAGAGAGACUCUGACCCUUUCAAGCAAUAAGCAUAGCAAUACUUAGGUUGUUAUUACUACGUACCACGCCGGGCAGGACUCACCACGCCCGCGCCCACGCCCACGCCCACGCCCACGAUACUGGCGGCGUGGGCGCGGGUACUUCCGGCGAGCACUGCAGUAGAUGACUUAUUUUUGUACGAGAGUGUAGCAAGAAACGUGUCGCUGCUUCGUUCAGGGGGAGAGAGAGAGAGAGAGAGAGAGAGAGAGAGAGAGAGAGAGAGGGAGAGAGUGUGUGUGUGAGAGUGAGUGGCGG